GAACUCAGUCGUCUACUGUUCAUACAUUUGUAUGCACUUUGACUGGCAAACUAAUUUUUUUUUUUUGAUAUUUAAAAGGAUAACUAGAAAAUAUUUUUUUAUUACUUAAAACUGUAAUUUAGAAUAAUUGUAAAUAGUUAAUAUUUAUUAGGUAAUUAAUCUGGUCAUGCUUAAGUUUAUUGUGUUUGUCUUACUAUGUCAAAUCUAUCUGUCAUCAACAGAAAAAGAAAAUGCUGAUUUUGAUUCAUCCAACCAAUGUUUACCAAAAUUGGCUGACUCUUGUUUUAAAGAACUAGCAGUUUCUUUAGCAUGUCAUGGAAAUGUUAAAUGUGAAGAUCCCGAACAAUUCUGCGAGUUAUUUGACGAUUCUUUGCAGUGUUCAGCCGAUAUUAUUGAUGGCGACUGUUCAAAAUCAGAUGGUAUAGACAGGUUCAAUUCAUGGCUCAAAGGUCUGCGAGCUGUUCAUUCUUACGCUUGUCUUCACACAUCACAAUUUAGAUUAAAUGCUACUUCAAGCUUGCUCAAUACUCAAUGUUUAAACCGCAAAGAAUUUAUUACUUGUGUUGGCGAAUUGUUGAACAUACAUCAUGUUGUUGAUUUACUCAAAACUGCGUUUGACUAUAAGGAAUGCAUUCGGACGAUUAUCUCAAUGUCUAAUUGCAAUGCUCAAUCACAAUCAUCUACGUGUAGCAAUUACAAUGGAGGGUUUCUAAAUGAUCUUAUAUAUGUUUUUUUUUCGGAACACAAGUGUAACUUCAUAGAGGAAAAUACUAAUUCUUCGUCGUUGAACGAGUCGAAUAAUAUUUUCUUAAUAUUAGCAAUUUUUUUUAUUUUAAUGAAAAAUUAUUAAUUAUGAAUUCUUAUUAUUUUUAAUAAUUUUGUACAGUAUCUAAAAAAAACAGAUACCCAUUAAAUGAGCAAUAAGUGUAUAAUUCUUAAAUAAUCAUUUUUUAUCCGAUUAUGCAUAAAUAACUACUACGCUGAGGUAGUUCCAAAAAUUAAUGAUUCUAAUGAGUAAUGAGGUAUUAGAGGAGGUAGUAGAUUUGUACUCCUUAUCGAAAGC
This is a messenger RNA of Daktulosphaira vitifoliae (grape phylloxera), 1063 nucleotides long. RefSeq lists its product as uncharacterized. The record is from RefSeq and is a predicted model, not a curated record. The transcript is spliced from 5 exons. Lineage: Eukaryota; Metazoa; Arthropoda; Insecta; Hemiptera; Phylloxeridae. Bases 167 to 850 code for a protein of 227 amino acids.